Molecule: messenger RNA, 555 nt
Organism: Ailuropoda melanoleuca (giant panda)
Lineage: Eukaryota; Metazoa; Chordata; Mammalia; Carnivora; Ursidae
Gene: IL13
Product: interleukin 13
Biological process (GO): immune response
Cellular component (GO): extracellular region
Molecular function (GO): cytokine receptor binding
Source: RefSeq, a predicted model, not a curated record
AUGUGGUUUCUAGAUAGUACUUGACAAAGCGGAGACCAGGGUUGGAGGCGUCAUCUUUGGCCUAUAAAAGCUGCUGCAAGAGGCCAAGACCACAAGCCACUCAGCUUAGGCCAGCCUACGAGUCUGCUCCUUGCUUCUCCUGCACUGGCUCUAGGCUCCAUGGCGCUCUGGUUGACUGUGGUCAUUGCUCUCACCUGCCUUGGUGGCCUUGCCUCCCCAGGCCCUGUGCCUUCUCACAAAGCCCUCAGGGAGCUCAUUGAGGAACUGGUCAACAUCACCCAAAAUCAGGCGUCCCUCUGCAAUGGCAGCAUGGUGUGGAGCGUCAACCAGACCGCCAGCAUGUACUGUGCAGCUCUAGAAUCUUUGCUCAAUGUCUCUGACUGCGGCGCCAUCCAAAGGACUCAGAGGAUGCUGAAAGCCAUGUGCCUUCACACUCCCUCGGCAGGGCACCUUUCCAGUCAGCGCAGCCAAGACACCAAAAUUGAAGUGAUCCAGUUGGUCAAAAACCUGCUCACCCAUGUACGGGGACUUUUUCGCCAUGGAAAUUUCACAUGA